Molecule: messenger RNA, 32636 nt
Organism: Porites evermanni
Lineage: Eukaryota; Metazoa; Cnidaria; Anthozoa; Scleractinia; Poritidae
Source: the annotation of a GenBank genome assembly
AUGGUCCAGAACAUUCCUGGUCACAUGACUACUGUGACAGACCCAGAGAAACUGCUUCAAGAGAUGGAUGUGAAUCGGUUACGCGCUGUGGUGUAUCGGGACUUCGAGGAUAGCAAACAGUCGCAGUUUCUGGCCUUAACAGUCGUGUACUUCAUUGCUGUAAUGAUGGUGGCUAAGUACAGAGAUCUCCUUAAGUCUGAAGACUCUGAUGCCAGAGCAAGAUUUCAUACUAGUCCAGGUGCGUUUCUGAUAUGCGAUAUGUUUCGUAGCGAAAUGAGCCUCGAAAAGUGGUGCUUCACCUGAGACACCGAGAAGUGAGUUGUUUAACGAGGUAGAGUAGAUACUUUAGAAGUGACUUCAAGGUUUAGGGAUAACAGAUUAAACACUCUUUCGAGUUUAAGGGGAGAAGGAGUGGCGUAGCGUAGCCUGCGAACAUAGCCACUUGUACAAGUUUGAAAAUUUUGCCGGCAAACCCGUGCACCCGGUGCGGAAAAUGCUUUCCUCUCGCCGAGAAGCAGUGUGGCCAGGGGUUUCGAGUCCCGCCUGGACGUCAAAAAUCAAAUAGGUUUCGAUUAGCAAAGAAAAUCUUUAGUUUAAACUAAGUUGAACUCAAAAUUUUUCUACCUUCAAACUCUUUUCUUUAUUACUUUUUGCACACUAUCAUUAAUAGUUAUGUUUAUUUUGCUUUAUAUGCGGUAAUAAUUCUUUAUGUGUUGUAAUAGUUUGCCUUUUGCCUGUAAAUCUUGUACUUAUUAAUUUUUAUUGUCAUUGUAACUUAGCAGCACAUUGUAACUCUCUGACCUACGCCAUAUAAGCCUCUGGCUUUCGCAUCUUGUUAUCGUUAACUUGUGCUUUGUGUACUUAUUUAUCAAUAAAGAAAGUUGUAAGUUGCAGCACGCUUAUUGGACACUUCUUUGCCGUUGUUGCCGACUACGACUUCAGUCUUCCCGAGUUUCAUGUUUUAUGGAGGACGUGAACACAAGACCACAAUUUUUCUUCUUUUUUUUCUGUCCUUUAAAAUCAACACCAGGAAAAUUCCCCAACAGUAAAGUAAACAAAUUGUAUGAAAUUAAAUAAAGAGUAAUAAAGAUUAAGUGACGUUUUCGCGUUUCCGUCGUUUUUGCUUAAGUUCUAUAAUAACUACACAAUGGCAUUUCAUUUCAGGUCCUCCUGCGUCGGAAAGUGAAGUUCAAGAUGUGGAUAGCCGAUCACGAGCCGCCAGCUGGGGUGGUCAGCGGAGUGCUUCUGCAGAUGUGGAGGAGGAUGUAUUCUCUUGGGACGAGGAACCGAGCAUGCCCAGUUUGCUGAAGGGCUCAGUAGACUUUAGCCGGUUGAGUUUGUCGGAGAAGUUGGAGAUUGGAUUCAAGUCUUCUGGGUCCCUCCUCAAGGAAGUGUUGUUGGACUUCAGCCCCUUUCUUAGCAGGAUCCUUAUUGGCAGUCACGGACAAGAGCUGGUUUUAGAGGGACUUUCUUGCCAGAAGACGGACUCUAUUGUCGAGCUAGUUAUGUUGUUGUGUUCUCAGGAGUGGCAGAAUUCUCUGCAGCGGUAAGCACGUCUUUUUUUGCUCCCACCCCAAUCUCCUCGCCCGCCUUUAUUACUCAGCGCGCCCAACCAAAACCGCCAUGCUACGCAGGCUACCGCUGGGUUCGCCUCUUUCUUCCUGCUCGCCCCUUUACUCGCCUCAGUUUCUUUCUCCACUGAGGAGCCUGGUCCCUAGCAAGAGUUAGUUAUCAUAUUUAACAUUUUACGUUGCGUGAUCGUGUAUUUCGGUGAUCCAAUAGCAUCCUUCAGUGAUACACUUGGAGUACACAUUUACUUACAACUGCAUCGUUAGAUGUCUAAUAGGUAACUUGAGAUCAGCCGGUCCUUCUUCCCUUUUUCUUUACCCGUCCUCCUCAGAAAAAAAAUAAUUAAAACAAAAUAAAGUAAAAAAAAAAAAACUGAUCGCAGGUUAUCUGCUAGGCUGUAUGCAGGCUCGCUAUCCUCGCCCGAAAGGCCUCCAGAGUGAACCAAGCGAAAUGAUUUGCGACAGGAGAGAACUGUAGCCCUUUUCACUCGCAGCUCGCUUUGCUGGCAGAUAGAAAGCUUUCUUUAAGGUUAGAUGUCUGAACGAAAACUUACUGAAAAUUCUGUGUUUUGAAAUCUUAAACAGGAAUGGAGGAAUGGCUUUUAUGGAGCUGGUCAACGAAGGACGACUUCUGUCACACGCCAUGCGCGAACGUAUCGUCAUGACAACCAGCGAGGCGUUUGUCAUCGUGAAUAAACUGGAGGAAAUUUCCCGGCAAAAGCAUAUGCAGUUCGUUGAGCUGUGUCGCUUAACCGAAGCCACGUACUGCGAAAACGACAAAUUACAGGAUCAGCUUCUCCUUGCUACGAAAAGAAGAGACUUUUCGGUCGCUAAGAAUGUCAUUCAAAAGGUGAGAGCCUCUCAGGAUUUACGGUAAUCUCGCCACCAACGAAAUCGCCACCAAGAAGUCUUCUGACUGCCACAUAAUAACUCUACAAUAGUUGUCACAGUUUACUUACCUAGGAUAUUGGCCAAGUUCUUUUUUGCUUUUUUUUGGCCGAGAAGAAGUCGUGGUCAAUAAAAACGCAAAAAAUGGACGAGGCCAACAUACAGCCAUCUUGAUCGCGGGACCAUCGCGGGAAAUCCCGCCCAUCUUGCCCGCUCGCGGAUUCAGCCAUAUAAUAGCGGAGCUCCACGCGUGGGCGGAGCCCCAUAGCUAAGUAAAUGGACCCAUUUCGGAAAAUUUGGUAUUCACGUGACCGUACAGCGACCGACCGACCGUCCGUCCGCACCACAGGCAUACCAAUGUAAAAUAACUCAAUCAACAGGGAUGGCGUCCCAAAUGCAACUCGAGGUUAUUUUGGCGGGAAAUCGCAUAGUCACCCGAGUCAUGUAUAGCAGACACAACUAAAGAGUCAAUAAAGACGAAAACGGAAAGCAGAAAUUGUUCCUGUAUCCGUGUUUUCUGAAGUAUUAAUAUUAAGCUUAAACUAAUUGUCAUGUGCACAAAUUUGGAAUAUUGCUAAUUAGAAAUAUUAUUGUUUUUCACCGUUCUCCGGAGUUGCCUUCGCUGCUUAGCCUUACACGAGUUUAUAUUUUUUUGAUUCGUUAACGUAAAAAAUAGUAUCCUUUUUGCCAUGACGGGUCGCUUGAAUUACAGUCGUCAUCGCUGUUUUUUUAGCCUUGGUUAUACCCUCUUCACAAAACCAUUAGCUCAUUUACCUUUUUCUCUUCUAUCCGUUAACAAGCCUAUUGUUAGCUUGUUUUUUUUUUUUCCAACCCUGUUUUUCAAAGCUUAAACUGAGUACAUGUCAGCGGUUAUUUUUUACUUGAACAGGUACUUGAUAUAAUAACCAGUGAACAUGGCGCAUGGGCGGAGGAGCAGCAGCCAUCAAGUGUGGAGUUUUACAAACUGGACAUGUGGCAGGAUGGCAGUCGACGGCGCAUGCAUUUUGUCAAGAAUGAGUAUGGCUCUAGUCAUCCAGAAGCAACACUGUUGGAAGGAGUGGAGGGUAAGCAGACUCGUGUAAUCCAAGGGGUAAAAAAUCCAAAUAUAUGAUGAUGAUUCCUCUAAAAGCAGCUACACCAUUAAAAGUUCUCCACUCUCUUAAGUUUUACUAACCUGCACCAACGUCAUAAUUAACAGCACCGAAGGAAAGCACUGUUUAGUAGCAUUCAUUCAAAUCCUCAGUCUUUAGAAUUUUACCCACAGAGCAAUAGGCCUAGAACCUCCAAUACGGCUAGCACCAGAGGAAAGUACUACUUGGUCAGUUGCUUCCAUUUAAAUGUGGUACCGCAUAAUUGAUCGCAGCACGGGAAAGUACUGCUUAAUCGUCUUCAUACACAAAAUGCUUCUGUAGAUUUAUGAAAAAGUUAGCAAACAAAUUCCAUCCUAUCACAGUAGCCGUAAUAAUUGUUUGGUGAUUUUCGCGGGCAUAACAUUAAAACUUUAAAAAUUUACUUCCAUCUUUGCUAUCCGUAGCAGUAGACAAACAGGAAACAAUUUCAAUGCCUAAAUGUAGCGUUAAAUGGAAUUCAAUCGAUGUGAAGACACGAUUCAGCUUUUUAAACAAAUAGCAAAUAGCAUGACAUGACCCCUUUACCUGCCUUGGAGUUGCCUAACGUUUGCUUUUAACCUCCUUUAUGAGCACUGAAUCCCUCUUCGGCGAUGACUUUUCGAUUGAUUCUGUAAGAAAAAAAAAGGAUAAGUAAGUCAUUAUUUUUCAACUUUACUUCUAGGAGUAAACCAUGAUGUCUCAGCAAGCCCGCAACAUUUAAACUUCGCUAAAAUUUCAUCCGCCAAAGCUGAAGACUCGUAUUCUCUAGACGAAGAAGAAAUCGCCGAAAUGAUCAUCGAGGAUCGGAACCUGGGCCGAGAUGUUUCGGGUCACGUGGUGUUCACGACCUCCUGUCAUUUAAUUGCUCCGUGUGUGGUCGCCCCAGGUUCUUUGACCGUGACCUCUGAGGCUUUGUUCUUUGCUGUGGAUGAGGAAAAUCCGGAAUAUCAGAAAUUGGACCCAAAGGUGCGUGUGUUUUUCUUUAAGACUUUGACGGCAAUAUAAAAUUUCCCCUUCAUUGUUUAAUAUUUACCCUGUGCAGCUUAUUGGGGACCUCAAGCAACGAGAACGACGACGGCGGCAGUGAAAACGUCGCCAAAUUUGCUUUCCUUCAAACUUAAUCGAGUCCACUUGAACCAGCUCAAUAUGUCAAAUGCAGGCUACUUUUCCUGGAGUUGAAUUCCUAAGGAUUUUAUUCGGGUUCAAAAAGAGGAAGGAAAUUUCGUUGUGGUAUGUCCACGUCCUCCAUAAAACGUCAAAUUAGGAGGCUUCACGUCGUAGUCGUGCAGUGGACGUCAAAGAAAUGUACUAUAAAGCGUGAUGCACGUGCAGAGCUGUUGUUUUGAUCAUUAAACCUGUUGUUUUUUGAGGUUGUCGUUGUGGUCGUCGUCGUAGUUGUUUAAGCUCCCUGUUAUUUAGCAGUUAACCGUCGAGAGAUAACAAUACUCAAUCUAUGGGAUUUUUGGCCCUGUGAAAGAGAAAUGCGUUUUCGAAACCUCCUUUUCGUGUCAACAAAAACGCGUCGAAUGCUCUGUGUCCUUACGAACGUUUUUCGCUUCCACUUCGACCGUUCAAGAAAUUAAGCGAUAGAACACGAACAUCUGGCGAUACGUUCUCGUUCCCAGGUUAUUCUCGAAUUAGAAGUUAUCCAUGCGCGUUCUUUGAAUUGGUGAAACGGGACGCGCUUAUUAGUUAAACCUUAAAUAGCAAGCCUAAGGUGCUAUUAAGGUAUCUGCAGAAAACACUAGUUGUUGUGGUCCUCAGACAAUCUCUCGCUUCGCUGCCAAAGUUUCGCUGUCUAUGAACCUUACAAUCUUUUAGCAUUAUGUUUAAGAAACCAUAUUUUAAGGAUCAUUAUAAAUGCCUUUUUUAGUUAUCUUUGUUUUAAUAAUAAUAAUAAUUUACAUGUAUAUAGCGCAAACCUCUAUAUGAAUAUAUUCGGUUGCGCUUUACAACACCGCUAUAUUAAAUUUACGUUAAAGGUGACUAAAGCAUGAGAAACUAUUAAAAACUACAAAAAAAGUAUUAAAAACUAUAAAUUAAAAAAAAAACCUAUAAUAAAAGGCAACAAUUAAAUCUAUUUAAUAGCUAAAUUGAAAAAAUGACUUUUAACAGCAGUCUUAAAAGUGUCCAGUGUCUUCAUGUUGCGAAUUGCCGAAGGUAAUGCAUUCCAGAGAUAGGGUGCAACUGACUGGAAUGCACGAUCGCCAAGAGUUGGAUGGGUCUUAAUGCCUGGUAACUCGAAGAAUAUAGACUCAUUUGACCUUAGAGAGUACCUGGAUUGCUUUUUGAUAGUAAUGAAAUCAAUUGAGCUUGACCAUGUAAGCACUUAAAUGUCAAAAGUAGAAUCUUAAACUUUAUACGGUAAUUUAUUGGAAGCCAAUGAAGGUGGAAAAACAAUGGUGUAACAUGGCAGAAUCUAGGUGUUCUGGUGACCAACCGAGCCUCGGCAUUCUGUAUCCGUUGGAGUUUCAUGAUAUGUGAAUUCGGGAGGCCAUAUAGUAGACUGUUACAAUAAUCUAUUCUACUGGUGAUAAAAGCAUGAACUAAUGAUUCGGUGACUGAACGACUUAAAUAUUUAGAGUAAUUAUACAGCCUUGCCACCCCGAUACUCCCUUGCCACCCCGUUUUCUUGUAUCUUUUUUUUGUUCUCGACCUAUACAUCGUUUUCACUCACGUUUUCAGUGGCUAUGCCAAUUUCUCGAGAGGAAAGAGUUCAGUAGGCCAUUUCCGAGUUUCAAAUUUUCCUGUGAAAAUGAGGUUUAUUGGCUGUUAGCCUCGCUUUGAAACUGAGGUUUGAGGCAAUUCGGAAUUGACCUAUCGUGACAGGAUGUUUUUGGUACACCAACAUGUCCCCCGUGACGUCAUGUGAAACGAUCUAUUGAUAAUUUGAUUGUGAGGGCGUGACCAACUCCAACUACAAGUCACAUUUAAAAGUCGUAAAAUAGUUUCAUUCCCCGCUUAGCCAAGAAGCCAAGUACGAAAACUUGCCUAUUGCCUUCCGGCUUCGCAUAUAGACGUAAACAGGACGAUUUUGGUAGCUCUUGAGGGAGUAUCGGGAUGGCAAGGCUGUAUAAUUACUCUUAAUAUUCCCGGCGCUGUCAAUCUGUCCAGUCGUCCAGUCUAUACUCGAUAUCAGUCGGUAACAGUUCAGAUUGAUCGUAUUUCAUAAGGGAUCAAUGGCCAAUCGAUCCCCCUUCGUGACUUGAAGCGAUUGUUUCCAGUAUUACUUUUUUCUCUUUCAGCUACUGAAUUUUUAUUACACCUAGUGAUUAUAACAUUCAACAACUGUCAGUUUGUUUACUGUUUGUUGUUGUUAUUAUUAUUAUUGUUUUUGAAAUCCCGCACACCCCAUUUCAUUCAUUCCCGUAUUUUUGUGAAGUUUGCGAGUCGAACAAAUUUUCCAACUCUAAAUUUUAUCUCUUGGAGCUGUGAAAUAUUUUUAGUUUCCCUGACAAAAUUCUUCGAUCUAAAAAACAACCGACUAAGGUUUACUUUAUGGUCAAGGGCUUUUAAUAAAUAACAUUCCUUAGGCUCAAGUGAAUGCAGUUUAUUUUCCACGGCAGUCGGUAGCAAAAUGAUCUGCUCAUCAGUAGUAAUGUUAUUGUAACAGCCUGCCACUAAUGCACUAAGAAAUUUAUACGAAGAGCUCAUCCUUUUUCCGUUGACGUAACACAUGAAAUUUUUUGGUUAAAAAAUGAAAGCCCCAGUUUUGUCUGUCCAGCUUUGCCUUGAUCGGUCCUCGGGGGCUUUCAUUUUGUAUCGUUGCGACUUCAGUGUUUCUCAUAUUCCAGCUUGAUCGGCGUCGAAAAAUCACUGAAAUCAAAGUUGCCGUCUUGGUGAACAUUCUAUGUGUAGCCAACAGCACACAGUGAAAUAAUUUCGCGCAGUUAAAAAAAAAAAAACGUGCCAACAGUCCUCAAUUGUGAAAUGUCGUUGAUGAAUUUGUAGACGAUCCUUUAGAGUAAUCAGUUGCUCUCACUUCUGUGUUUUGAAAAGUUUUUAUUUUUUCCCAUUUUACAAAAAGGGAUUUUAAGUAUUUCUUCUUGGUUUUAUUGUUUUUUUCUAGCGGGAGCAUUGUUAGAACUUAAGAAUUUUACUGCUACAGUUACUUAUUUUUUGUUCACGCUUUAUUUCACAGAUAUAACAUGCUAACAUCUUUUUUAUUAUCCAGCCAAAUUUAAUUACUCUGUUCCAUUAAUGCCCCCUCCAGUUUCGAUGAGCACUUAACAAAUGGUUCUUUAAAUUGUCUAGAUUUUUUUUCCGUAUCUACUCAUAACAUUUUCGCUCCCUCUCUUUGAAGAUGCCGCUUUAAUUUUACUCUACAUUCUUAACAGAUUUGUGAUUAAAAGUCACGCAACUUUCAAUAUUUCGCUCUCACAUUAGUUAAUUGCUUUUUUUAUCUCAGUGGUAAGACUUUCGAGCAAAUUAAAAAGUAAGUGCUUUUCGAUAAGAAAGAUUGUUAAAUAUGUCUUUGUUUAUUUCAUCUAGAAAAGAAAAUAGCCGUUCAACAGGGACUAACCGUAACUUUAAUUUUUAAAUCAGGCGUUUUUUGUUUGUAUUUUGUCAUUAUAUUAUUACGCAUAUUUUAUAUUUUUCCCCAAUAGCUUAAAAGUAUGCCUCGAAAAGGGCUUUUUCCGAUGAUGACCUUGACUUGUGGGUUCACCAAAUGGAAAUAUUGUUUUGACAAAAAAGAAGAAUAAGAAAAAAAGAAAAACGAACCUUUUAACGAAUUUUUCCUUUAAAAUAAAAGUUUGCUAGACCCGGUACAUACCUGUGUGACGUGAUUAAAGCCAGUUAAAGAAGGACGAUUUAGUUUAAAUGUCCUUUGAUGACUUUUUUAGUUCUGCCGGAAUCAAGACCCUUAGGCUCGCUAAAAUUAUCUACCCAAAAGUUAAAGUUGCUAAAUAAAUAGUACCAUGUGAAAGUACUGCUGAAGAGAUUUCAUUUGAAUGGUAACACCACAGGAUUUCAUCCACAGACUCAAAAGUUAGAACUACAAACUAAAUAAAUAGUACCAUGUGAAAGUACUGCUGAAGAGGUUUCAUUUGAUUGGUAACACCAUAGGAUUUCAUACACAAACUCAAACGUCAGAACUACAUACUGAAUAAACAUGUGAAAGUACUGUCGAAGACUCCAUCAAGGACUCUAGCAGUGAAAGAAAGAGUUCCCUUUGAAUUACGUGAUUCGGUCUUAUUUUUACACGACAAAUCAAGACCUCCAAUUGAUUUAGAAAUGGUGGAGGUCGUUCUGUUGGUCUAAUUUUCAGUGUUAUUCGAAAAGGCGAACAUUUAACUCUCCUGACGUUGGUAAAUUUAAUCAUUAGAAGACAUCAGAUUGAGAUGUAGUUCUUCGGUAAUGACCGUUUCACUUAAAACAACGUUCUCUACCGGAGAGAUUUUUAAUUAAAUAUUUUAUUCAUCGUUCUGUGUAAAGUUUUAAUAGUGCCUUGGUAUAGACAACAAAUUAUUAAUAAUAAUUCCUCUUAGAUUUUUUUUUGCUCUUUUUUUUUUAUCAUCAGAACAGAGUUUCUGUUGCGUGAUUUGGUUCUGGUUCUGGGAAUAUUUAUUAUUCCUUUUUUUCUUUUCAUUUUAAUACAACACCAGCCGUUUUUACUUGUGUUUUAAUAUUAUAUUAGCUGCUUGGCCGGUUUUUUCUUCUUUUAUUGCGAACUUAUCCUUACGCUAAGCUGGCACGCGGCAACUUGAAUCAACACGCCUUGAAACUGACAGCUUGUCAUCGCCGUGCUUUGAGUGGCUUUAGUUUUAUUUUGAGUCACGAGCAAAUAAUAUCGAUGAAUGUUUCAUCAUGAAAGCAAGCAAUUAUUCGCUCUGGUUAACCUGUUAUGUGUCGAAUUUAUUUCAUAUUUGCUUCUCUUUAUGCAAUAAGCGUUUGGCAUUUUCAUGGACCGGCGAAAACUUUUCGCUUCCUCUGCUAGCUAGUUGAAACAGGUGUUCCAUAAUGAGGUGUAUAUGGAGUGUCGUCAAACGUUGGUUUUCCUUGAGGCGGGUGAUUUCAAGCCCGAUUACAACAAGUUAGCUUCAUCUAAUCCUUUGCUAAAAAAUGGAAGCGUUAUGAAAAAGCAGAAUUGGUUGUUUUGACGAAAUAUUCAAGAUGUCCCGGUGCCUUUUGCAAGCAGUUAGAGCUAAGAAUGGGACUGUUUUGAUUCAAUGAGUCCUCGACGAGAGAGAACGCGCCAUUUUAUCAUUCGAUAAGGACAAUUGAUUAUAAAAGUUGAUAAACUGUGCCCGGAGGCCGAUUUUUAUAUUAACAAACAACACUUGACCGUAUUUGUUGUGAAGGCCUAAGCGUUUUCUUCUGGUCUCCUUGUGUCAGUAAUUAUCGGCUUUUGAAAGCACACACUUUCAAUUUUUGUUGUCAAAAAAUUGUGGAUUUGAUUAUAAGGAUUUCGUUGUAAAGGAUUGCACUUGUCUGCUUAUUUUUAAUUUUUAUUAUUGUCAUUAUUAUAGUUUGUGCUACUUAACAGUCAUUUGUAACCCACAAUGCAAAGAAAUCGUGAAACUUUCCUAUCACAAGGCUUUUAAUAAAAAGUUAUACUUAAUGGGGUUUAAUAAUUUUACUUGUCGGUUUGUUUUUCUGGCCUUCGAUAUCGUUGUCAUUUUUCUCGGAUUCCUUUUAUCCCAACCGUUGUUUGUUCUUGAUUUAUUGCUUUUUAUACUCGCCGCAGAUAAAUUGUGUUUAACGCAAUAAACUCGAGGUUAUUAAAACCGUAGCAAACAAUGAAUCUCGAAGGAGAAGAUGCUAAAUGGUUCUGUCUCGUCAGUUCUCGGCGAGAAAGUAAUUGUAAUGUACAGACUUGGAGCUUGGUUAUUGAAAUUCUCUAACAAGUCUUACUUUGUUCUUAAUUUCAAGUUGCGGUCAACCAAAUCCUCGGCUUGCCAUGCAAGAACAGUUGCCGAAAGUUUCAAUAUUUCAAGCAAUAAUAAAUAGUCAGUAGGCGGUCUAUGUUUAGAAAGUUUAAUAAGAUAUACAAACGGCUCGGCAUAUGGCAAAGAGAUGCAAAACGCUUUGCUUGAGCCGGUUUUGAUGUAAACACGCAGACAAAAAUUCGCUGGCCGAAUAUAUUCAGAAAUGUAUUCUGAGAAUGUGGGGAAUUUUCAAGUGCUUGCAUUUUGAAAGUGAAGAUCUAGGCGGGCGUGAUCAGGCUUUUGUGGGUUCGAUUUUUUUUCUUCCUCGCGGCUAAUAAUUUACUCAAAAUUACUGACCUCAUGCAUGCUGUUGGUCUCGUUUCGGCCUGGGUUAUUGUUAGUGGGAUUAAUAACCGCUGACAGGUUCAAUUGGUUGAGCUGUGGCACGAUAAUACUAUAUACCGGAAAAAGACCCCUCAUCCGUUUCAAACAAAACGUUUCGCCGUGACGGCUACUCGUGUGCGAUCGAUUGCGCCGGCUAUCGUUUUCUACAUGGCUUUCAUUUUUACCGAGCGUCGCAGUGGCUUACAAAAAUUUGUCAACACCAGAGUACACAGACGGAAGAGCGAACUCUAUAAAACCGUGGCAACCAUUUGCACAGUCGCCCAGGAGCUUUUAAAGCAUGUCGAGGCGCUUGAACCUCGAUUUAUAUCCUCACUGAAGCUUAUCGACGGAAGGUAUGAAGGUGUUAAAGUCCUCUCUCCACGCAGUUUCGAGAUCCAUUUGUAUCUUAAUCAAAUGGGAGUAUUUAAUUUCAUCGAUGAAGGUUGCCCACCUGGUUGCGCUAUGUUAAAACUCAGCGAUGAACGAAAGCGUUCCAUGUCCCUUUGGACGGAAUUUAUCACUGCUUCUGGGUAUCUUUCCGCAAGAAAAGUUCGCUCAAGGUUUACUUCUUUAGUCGCAGAGGCCAUACGACGCGGAGAACUUCAGAAUCAAAUUCGAGUAAACGUCGACAAUCAUUUCUCCACAAAGCUUACCGUCUUAGAGCGUCACACGGUAGAGCUGAUCCCAGCCUUCCGUUGCGGUUCUAUUUGGCCGCAAAACGGAUGCUGCUGGCCUAAUCGAGACACUAUAUGGCCUUCACAACCAAUUGUAGCAAGCAUAAAACUACGGGGGUUCUCUUUGCUUGCGCGCGAUCCGUUUCCAAGCGUUAAGGGUGCUAGUUCCGAAGGGGAUGCUUGGUUAUUAAACUUCAGUGAAGCGGAAGACAUGCUAUUCGCUACUGCAGGAAGAAGACUUUGUCUUAGCAUGUUAAAAACUUUGUAUGAUAAACAUCUGGACUUGCCUGGGAAACCCCUCGAAUAUGUGCAUUUAGUCAUGCUGCUGUUAUACGAAUGCGAGAAACACCCCAUGGAGGUAGAAUGGAGUGAUGAGGCACUUGUCGAUAGAAUCAACAGUACUCUUUUACAACUAGUGUCCUGUCUACAAUGUCGAAAAUGUCCCCAUUUCUUUCUAAAGGGAGUGGACCUGUUUGGAUGUAAAUCCAAACAGGCGUUAGACAGUGCAGCUAAACAAGUUUGGAAUAUUGCUCGAGACAUUGCAACCAACCCAGGAAGCUUUGACACUCUAUAGAGUAGUCAGGUGCCGUCUUUUAAUGGACAUCUUUAGUAAUCUUCAAGGAAAGGCACCAUCAUAGAUUGAAAUCUAGAUUGUGCUGAUAGAAGUCUUGUUGCUCAGACUUAAGAGUAUGCGGAUAAUAUUAAAAGAAAAGUUAUAAGUUUAAAACAUCAGCGACUUCUUUUGAAGUUAGCUGCAAGACCUGCUGAUAACCAAACGUGCUUUGUUCAUCGUAAGAACAAGCAUUAGACAACCCUUGUCAGCCGUGGCAGUGAUUUCAAUUUGUCACUACUUGUGGUAAACGCUUUGAGGCAAAAACAGUUCCUUUAGCCUUCCUUCUGGUAAUAUGUCUCGGCAAUUAAAAGGAUUUGUCGGGGUUGUUCACGUUAGGGUCAGGUUCGCAUAAACAGCACCCCCAAGGAGUAAACUAUCAAAGGCUGUAAUGAGAUUGCGGCCGUUGAGAUGUAUUUCACCUACAGAUUCAAAAAUUAUAACCACAAUAUGUAAUUUCUUUUUUAAGACAAGCAGUACUCGGUUGGUUUUACUUGAAUGAUCUCGCUCUAAGUAGAAGGCCCAAAAGUCACAUCCUCAAGACGAUGUAACAAUAGUUUAAGGUUUGAAUUUUAAGAGCCUAGGAUUAAACUGUCUGUUUCUGGCGAAAGUGACAUCAAAAUUUGCUUGUUUCCGUGUGAUAAAUAAUGGUUUGAGGAAAUUGAUUGCUCUCCAGUUUAAUUAAGUUGGAAAUUCAUAUUAAAAAUUGAACGUGGAUUGCAUAGCCCCAGGCGAAUUUUAGCAGAUAAAUAAAGAAUUUAGUCGAUACCGUAUUUUAACCGUUUGCUCAGGCAAGCAGACCUAUGAUUGUGUAAGCCUGUUUCACAAAUUAUCUCUCUUUGUUUCUAUGUUGUUUUAUAUUUGAAAUUUUCAGUUGCGAUUUAGAGUUGUUAUGAGAAAUAACUUCAGUUCUGUUCACCGGUGCUUGAAAAAUUGCUGUAUACACAUAACAGUCCAGCCUAUAUUAUGAGACAACACAUAAGUACAAAAAUUUGUAACUUGUUUUUGUGUGUUUGUGUUUUUUUUUUCUGAAAAGUUGAGUCGCUUGCUCUCUUGUGUCAAAAGUGUAAAGGAAAGAAAAAUGGCGCGACAAUUUUAAGCGAUUGUUGUUGUACAAGCGGGAUUAUUUGCUGGUAUACUAUUAACUACGUUUGCAAACAAGUUUCGAAAAAUCCUUAAAUAUUUUUUAUUCCCCGAUUUUCCCUUUUUUCGUGUGGUUAUAUUUAACUACGUAGAUGGAUUACAAAGUGGCAUUAUCAGCAUUCCUCUUUCCGUUAAACAUGCGGUUAAGUGUUUUCAGUAGCCAUGGAGUUUAUCCAGCUCAUGUCUCGUGUUGUCUUGUAUAUGAACCAAGCGUCUUUUCGUUUGCUGCAUCGCUUUAAAUUCCAAAACUGUUGAAAGUAUAUAGGAUGUUUUAUAAACCAAACAUACAAAAAGGCAGCUACUAGUACUAGUUCAGGGUUUUAUUUACAGACUCGAAAAGCGAAGACGUUAUGCAGCGUCAUAAAAAAGUAUCAGGAUUCCAUCAAGAAAGUAAGAAUGGCAUUAAACGACUCGGGAAAAAGGCGUAAUCGAUUAUCAAGAGUAGCUGAUUUUUGCUAUAGAACAUUUAGAAUAUCACAAGCAUUUAAGUUGCUCCUGCACGCAGUCUGGUACAUAGAAUACGUGAACUUUGCUGUAACUUGUAACCAGAUCGAGAAUUUAGCAUCGAAACGACUGCUAUAGAACUCGGCUAUUUUAUGAUAGUACUUGAACUUUAUCAAUAAAUAACGCAAUGCACUUCGUUAGUAUGCAGUGAACAAUGUUUAUAAUAACUAAAAAAAAGUUUUUUUCCUUGUAAGUUUAGGGUCAAGCUUAUAUUCAACGGAACCACGUGUCGAUGUGAUGCAAGACCAGCUGCAUCUUUUUCUUUCAAAGCUGUCUUUUGAAGGAAGUUAAAAAAGACAACCGGUUGGGAUUUUUUGUUUCGUUUGCCUCGUGGCUUUCCACUUCCAUUUGCAGUCUACCAAUAUCGAAUAAAAAUUUUCUAGAUGCAAGAGCCGUUUUCACUAAAUGCUCACUCUUAAAGUUAGUAGGACCACAAUUCAAAUUUUAAUAAACAGUACCUCAGGAAGGUAUUUUUCAUUUGUCAUUAAUGCUCACACUUUAGGAAGCUCCUGGACUUAUACAAUGUCGUAAGGGGUUUUGGAUGGGCUCAUAUCCGGUAGGCCUUACAAGUGCCUUUCGGAUUCAAAAACGUCUGGCAACAAGCUGAUAACGGCUAUACACAGAUCACCGUACAGUCUAAAACCUCAUUGUAAAGCGUUGUGACGGACCAAAAGGAUAGGGCGUACUGCUCAGUUAUACCACGUUGGUUUUCCUCACAUUUUGUGGCUUUCAGCGCCUAGUAACUUGACAGCUACAGCGUAGAACAGAAUUUCAGUCUUUAGGAGACUUGCAAGCCAUAAACGGGGGUGGGUGUGGGGGGAGCGUGGUCGGAUACUGUCACUGUUAAGCUUGUCUUUGGGGAGCAGUUUUACAUCAGCCAUUAAUAUGUUCUCUGAAAAGCCGAGACAAACGACAAACUAGCCUAUCGAGUUCAAUUUUCUUUUUUUUCUUUUUGUAAGAAAAAAAACUAUAAAUAAGUGGCACUGUGCAAAGGAAGUUUCAUUUGAAUGGCAACAUCAUAGGAAUUCGCCCACAGAUUGAAACGAUAGAGUGAAAUAAUCCGCAGUCCUAUAGUGAAAGGAUUGAUAUAACUGUACAUUUACACCUAAAGCUUAACCGUCUUCAUGCGCAGACGUGAACUACUAUUUCAAAACCCUUGUACCCUUGCCAACGUUCAGCUGGAAACUAUCGCAGAAGAGAAUGCACCACGAGAUACAGUCAACGCCCUCUUAAUACGGGUACUUUCUAUGGCUCCAUCGGUGUCCUUAUUGACUGGAUAUGACCGUAUUACAACUUUCGAUCUUUAUAAGCGGACUCUGAAAGUUCCUUACAAACUAGUAGCUGACAGUUGUCUUCCAGUACCACCUCUCCCUCCCGAACUGGUUUUUAACGUUGUGUGAAUUCCAAGACUAUGUGAGAAUGGUAGCCGUUGUUAUUCUUAACGGAGGAAAGGGACAUGAGUACCAAAGUCGAAGUUCUAAAUUACUCAGUAUUCAGCUUGACAAAACAAAAAUAAUAAAAUAACAGCGGGAGGGAAUACUGUUCAAUCUUUCAAAACAGUUAACCUCUUCAAGGGAUGGGGCAGUGGUGAGGGCGCUCGCCUCCCUCUAAAGUAGCCCGGGUUCAAAUCCCGGCGUCGACGCCAUAUGUGGGUUGAGUUUGUUGUUGGUUCUCUUCUUUGCUUCGAGAGGUUUUUCUCCGAGUACUCCGGUUUCCCCCUCCCCUCAAAAAACCAGGCGGAUCCAGGGGAUGCCCCCCCCUUAUUUUUCGACCGGGCCCCCCCUUAUCUGAAAGUCUGGAUCCGCCACUAAGAUUGUCGUCUCAUUUUAAUUCGCAAGGAAGAGUAAACCCUCUAAAAAUUGUGUUAAGGCCUAGAAGCGAUAGCUUGAUUUGUAGUGGUAGCCUUUCUCCAAUGUACGGCUGUAUAGCAAAUAAACAGUCCUGCCUGAUUAGUCCACUUAUAACAUGAAUUUUAUAUGAUUUUUACCCUAAGGCUUGUUUCACUCUCAUUUCCCCGUUUUUUUAUAUGAAGAAAUGGAAGGAUAAAUUUGAAGCGAGAGAGUCAAAGUUGCACGUUAACCCUUUAAGCCCCAAGGGUAAUCAGCAUCAAAUUCCUCCCUGUAAUAUCAAUGCCUUGUAAAACAGAGUGGUCAUGAGAAUUAAGGACAUGAUCACACACGAUGUAUUUGCUUGAUAUUUUAUCAACUUCUCCCACUUCUUCUAUAGUAAACGAAUAGGGGUGACAAAUGAGAAUUUUAAUUUUGAUCUUAGUGCUUAGAGGGUUAAGUGCCAUUAAUUUGAGAAAUACAAGUGAAGGUGUAUUUAACUACACUCUCCCCGUAAGUUGUCUUUUUCUUCUACUGGUAAACACAAAAGCACCAAGGGUUACUAAAAAUUUCGCCUCAGUUUUCUUUGAGACGAAUUUUUUUUUGUGAUAAAGUGUUGAAAUUUGUGUGCGAAGUUUAUAAUGAAGUUCUCUUGUUGCUAAAUAUUUAACGUGCAAAAUGAAUAGUGGAAAAGCACGUUCAAUAUCGUGAUAUUUCUUGCGAUAGUCAUGCAACAUUUUUAUUCUGGUCACACCCGCGCACAGGGGAACAAUAGCGUCGAUACUGGGCCAUAUUUGAACCACGUGGCUUGGAAGUAGUUCUCGAGAGCCUUCAAAUAUAUUUCCUAUCCGUUUUAAGAACCAGAAAUAAUUUCCUUGAUAUAUCUAUCACACUAGAGGAAAGUGUUUAGGUAGCAUUUAGUAGAUAGUGGUCUGUGUAAGAGUGGAUUCGCAACCACCCAAAAAGAUUCACAAAACUAUACAAUGAUAUACUGAUUUGUAGAAACUAAGUUUUUUCCGCACGUUGUAGCCUACAGAGCGUCAUUUUAAAUUUAAAAGUCGAGGUUGAGAUUAUGAAAAAUUCAAAUUCUGUACGUCGAAUCAUUGAGGAAACUCAAGUUUAGAUCCCUAUUCUACUUCGUCCUAUAAAGCUAUAAAGCUAUGCAACUAUGCAAUAUAUACGGCUUUAGAGUUGCCGUUUAGGCAUAGUUAAGUUUCCUCCUUGGAACUAUUGCCGGUGAAAAGGCACGGAGAGAUUAUUUACCUCGAAUGGAACCUCAGACUCUUAUCUCUUUCGCUUUUGGGCAAGACAAAAAACCCUCAUGUAACGGCGAAUGGCGGCACAUGAUAUCCGUGACGAUAAAAACAACAACAAAACGUUUAAUCAUACAUGAGGUUGAAUCAACUCACAAAUAUCAUCACAAAUAUCCGUGAGAAAUCCAUAGCACGAGAAAGAAAAACUGAAACAAACGACUUACAAAACGCUUGGGAAACUUGAAGAAAACCUUUGUGAAACUUCAGAUUAUUUCACGGUGGCCUCGUGCCCGCCAAUGCCGAGGCCCCGUGCACAUGCUCCUAAUAAACAAGGGGGUAAGCCCGCUGGUCAGGAUACCAGCAGUUACACCUCAUAAGUGGUAAUGUGUUGACUUGAUCAAUCAAUAAAUCAAUCCCAUAAUUCUUCGGAUUAAAUUUUUUAGGUGUGUAAGCGAGGCCAAGGCUGAGCUGGGAUGGGUAUAACUGUCAUCUGUCAUCUGUUGUUUUAUGUUUCUAAAUUUUUCACUUUGCAGGUUCUGGUGUAUAUGGAUUGCUUGCACGGCAAAUGGCCUUUGGAUGCAAUAAAAGCCGUAUUUUCUCGGCGAUAUUUGCUGCAGAACUGUGCAAUUGAAGUGUUUACCUCCACAGGAUGUAAGUACUUGCCAUAACGGCCUUUAUAUGUUCAUAAGGAUUUAUACAAUUCGUUAUUGAUAUCAAGUCCUAGCUUUUGCUUAAUUGAACUUAAGCAAGAACUUGGAUAUAGUUAGUAGAAGAGACUGGUUAUGAAAAGCUUCAAGCAUCAAAGACAAAAACGGUGUUGCAGUUUAUGUUGGGAGUUCCCUGAGGAUGUUAAUAAAACGGGAAGCGGGGAACGGAAAAAUGAAAAAUGGGAGAAAAAGAGAGAAUUGGAAAUGAAGUUAGUGAGAGGGCUAGGGCUGAAGUUAGAUUUUGUUUCCAUUUUUCAUUUUCCCGUUCCCCGUUCCUCGUUUUAGUAUUAUCCAGCUCCCUGACAGUGCACAAUUCUUUGUUUAUCUUUGUUUAUUGUCCACAAAUUGUGACGGAAUAAAAUACUGCGACGUUUUUAUUAGCCAAUAAUAUCAAAAUUAAAUUAUAGGAAUGCUAUUGAACGUUGUGCACCUUCAAGUCCACAAAAACUUAUGAUAAAGGCGUCUGACGGGUUUCUUUGCCAUUCCACUAUACUGACUAUGGUAUGGAGGUUAAGAAAAAACUAGCAGGUUUGGUCAGUGGAGUCAGAGAAUGUCCAGAAAACUCUAAAAUUCUUAUUCUUCUUGUUCUCUCAUAACUUUUUUGGCAAAUGGCCAAUUGCUUUCUUUAUCUGUUAGUUCCAUGACAAAGUUUUUCUCCUAUUGCUGUUUUUUGAUUUCACGUCAUCCAAAAAAAAAAAAAAAUCAGAGCCGUAAAAAUGAAAAAAAGAAAAAGUCCGUAUUCAGGGAAAUGAAAGGAGGUAAAUAUGCAAAGACCCUACGAAAGCGCGUAUUCAUCUCUUGAAGAAGUCGCCGUGUAAAUUCUGAAUCACGCAAAAGCCUAGAAAUUAGAAAUAAAGAACUCUUUCGAAGUGGAAAGUUGCAUAAACAUUUGGUUUUGCUGCUCUAAUACUUCAUGAAAGUAAAAACUCAGGAGGAUCAAUAAUUCUUUAGUUUGAAUUUUGAUGACGUCAAAUGAGAACCAGCAGUUAUGUGGGUUUAAUAUUCAGUCGAAUGUUUCCUCUGUGUUACUGGGCGUAGUACUAAGAAGAACAAUUGGUGAAGUAAUUUGAUAUUGUAUGCCCUCAUGGUGUUGCUUGCCGCUUUAUUCCGCAGCUUCUGUGAUGUUUAAGUUUAGCGAUCAUCAGACCGUGAGGAAAAUGGUGCGUGCUCUGCCGCCCGUUGGAGUCGGAACUUAUUAUGGGAUACCGCAAAGCAGGUCUCUUUACUGUUUUUUUUUUGUUGUAAAAUUAUUGAUAACUGAUUAACGCACCUUUCGAUUGUUCAGAACAGGCUAUUAUUUUCAGUCAAUGGAACGGCAGGUCAAUAAUGGAAAAGGAGGUCAUCCAGUGAACUGCUGGUCUUAAAACAGUGCGGAUGGUAAUUAAAUUGGUCAUUCAAAAAUAUGUGACCUUGCCCUACGCGCUCGGUCAUUAUUUAUUUGUUUAAGAAUGCCUCGGAGCCUAAGGCGUUGUGCUAUAUAGACUGUCAAGUACGUUGGAACCUCGUUAUACCGAGGACUUCGUCAUGUAGAGGUUCGUUAUAUUGAGGUUCCACUGUAUGAGCUCGGGCGAAACUAUUAUUCUGAAGAAUAAAUUGAAUCUAUCAUGAAAGCGGUGUCCUUUUAAAAUAAAUAUUGUGAAUAUUGUUAAUAUUGUGAAAGUAAAAACAAAACAAAACAAAAGCCACAGACGUUUGAUGUGUCUACAAUGAAAGCAAUUUCAAAAUUUACUUGCCGGUUAAUUAAGCUAUGAAGAAAUGUAAAGCCACUCAACGCUACUUCUUGUUUAUUUUCCUUUGAGUGUCUACUUACCAACGAUUUCCCAUCCUCUAAACCUGAAACAAAGAAAAUGAUGGUUCCUGAACUUAUUGAGAGAGGCGUUCAUACUUCAGGAUUAAGUCACUCCUUUUACCUGCUUUCUUUAAGUCACGACCCUUCAACCAUCGCUUUCCGCUAUUUCGCAUCAAUUACGAAGUACAUGUACCGCAUUUGAGGAUAGUGUCUCAACAAGUUUGUCGCCGAUUGUAGGCGCCGAGCUAAAAGUAUGUGACGUAAUUUAACAAGGUUUUUGCACUGAUAAACUCAUGGCCCUCGACACUUUAUAACAUGAAAAAACGACGGACUAGGCCAUAUUACAGGUUUCUGUGUCAUUUGUGGUGUUCGUCACAACAGUUUAUUUAUUCAUUUUUUCUUUUGGUUCAAAACUACCUAUUCUAGUAAUUGACUAGUCAGGUCAAUAACCAGCGUUUAAUAACAUCAACUGACGUAAUACAACUCACUUUGACUCUGAAGAUGACUGCCGCACAGGUUGUCGAAACAUCAGUUACUGUCAACAACAACAGUCCUAUUCAGGACUGCACUCACCCGGACGAUCAAAUCCCAUCUACUUAUGAACUAACCAUUCUAUCAACUUGUUCUUUAGAGCCGCAUCUCUCUACUCCCCUCGUCAGCUUUUCCAGAAGUCCACCAUGACGCAGCGGUGGCAGAAAGGAGAAGUGUCCAAUUUUCAGUAUCUGAUGUUUCUUAACACUAUCGCCGGUAAGUUUCCAGAUAAAAAUUAAAGUAAGUAGGGAUGAUUUUUAGUACAUCUCUAUGGCUGGUCUCCGAAGUCGAAAGUGGCAACUGCUUUAACUCUGUCGUGGUCGUGUGUCGAUCACGGUGGCUGCGCUCUGCUGGCGGCCUUCAGCCUACGCGACAAAACUGAAAGGUCGUGUGGGUAGCUGAAUUUAAAUCUCUUUAAAUUUGGGUCAUAACUUCGUGGUUGUCAGUGCCACAGAAGGGUAUAAAAGCUCACAAACGUUUACCUUUCCCGUUUUAUGGCAGAAGAAUCGUUCUUCAUGGCUAGGUUUGGGAAUUUUUGAAGGAAAUUUCCCAUACUGCUUUUUUCUUGUGGCUAAGGCUUUCCGACAACUUUAACUGGAAUAGCUGUAUGUGUAAUGGUGACUUUAAAGCCCGGUGAGCUUAUUUGUAAUCAUCAAAUAGUGAUCAGUACAAUAAUUGUUUAUUGUCGUGCUGUUUCAGGCCGGAGCUUCUGUGAUCUUAAUCAGUACCCUGUUUUUCCUUGGGUAUUGACCAAUUACGAGGCAGACUCGCUAGAUUUGACGGAUCCUAAAAUCUACAGAGAUCUUUCAAAGGUAAAAGGGCAAUUUGUAUUUUUUUGCGGACAGCGCUUUAAGAAGUACUUUAUGUCACACAUGUGUGAUAUGUCACUAGCUUCUAGUAUCGCUUUUAAAUAGCCAGAAAGCAAUUUUGCCAUAGUUUUGUUACCAGUUGCUGUAUAAGUCUCCUGAACAUUGAAACUUGUAUUUGUGUAAGCAGAUGACUAGGCCGAAAAAUGAAUGGUUUGCAAAAUUUAACCUUUAAUUAACUUUAAUUUUCUCCUCUAAUCUGUGAAAACAUAAAUAUAAAAACGGCUAUAGUUCGUUCUCUCUUUUAGAAUUUACUUGACAGUAUGUGCAGCUGUUUUAUAUUGUAUCCAAACAACAGGAGUAACUGUGACCCUGUUUCAGGCGUUCAGAUAGCAGGGUUGGCUUGUAAAAUAACUCUUCUUUUUUUUACGCUUUGCUCUCUAUUUCGCGCCGCUUCAAUCCAAGCAAAAUGGAACAAGCAAGCUAAAAGUAAAACCCACGUUAAGAACAAAUUUUAUCAAACUCUUUACAAAUUCCCCGAAAACCAAAGGUGUCACAGCGCAACAAGCUGCUUAUUUCUAAUCCGUCAUUUACCUAUCAUUUUGUAUCGAUCUUAGCCUAUAGGAGCCUUAAAUCCCACAAGACAUGCGCAGUUCAUCGAGCGUUACGCUUCUUGGGAUGAAAAUGACGACAUCCCACCGUUCCAUUAUGGUACCCACUAUUCUACAUCCGGGUUUACACUGGCUUGGAUGAUUCGCGUGGUAAGUUGCACUAGUUUCUACCUGCAGAUUUAGUCUGCUGCCAUAUUUAAAGUCUAACGCCUCUACUCAAAUUAUUUGUUAACGGUUUUUGUAAACUUUUUGUGGCUCCUAUUUUUGAUAUUGCUCUUGAUAAUAGGAAAAAAUCAUAUGCAUGAUAAUAAAUGAUAACAAUUAGUCAAUCCUUGAAUAGUUUCGUGAAAAAGUGAAAAUAUCACUGCAGUUUAUGGUCCCUCUGAAAUUACAACUACGUGACUUUAAAGGAAAUAUAAGAACAUUUCAGCUUUUACUAUAUUAUGACAAACGUAUUUUUAUAUUCCUUUGAAAAUUUUUUUUUUUUUGUAACAGGAACCAUUUGCCACCCAGUUUUUGAAUCUUCAGGGAGGAAAAUUUGAUCAUCCAGGAAGAACUUUCUGUUCCAUCAUCCGCUCUUGGCACAACUGUCAGCGCGACACCUCAGAUGUUAAGGUUAGUGUUUAAACCUCCUGGAAGCCUUAAGCGAAGGGCUUGUUUCUCGCUUUUCAGUAUAUUCCAGGUUGCGUAAGGUAAGGCACGGCGGUUUUUGUCGUGUGAUACUUUGUGGUUUUUUUUUGUACCCUGCCUUCUCCAAUGGAAAGGUGGUCCAGUAUUGAAUACUCCUCCGGACCCAAGCAGUGUAACCCUCGUACUUAUUUAUAGCCCUCUUGUGGCUGUAGACGUUUCGGACAAAGUUUUUUCUCCAACGAGACAACGCCUUGGGGUGACUAGAGAAAACCAACCAAAAGUAUCACUAAACAAACUUUCCUUCACAAAACAUGGAAACGCUAACGUUAUUGAUUCAACCUUCCAGAAGCAAUUAUCAGUUGCAUUAGCCAGGAAAAGGAGUUUUACUUUAUGUAAUGCUCAUGCAUAUUCCUCGCAAUACUCCCAGCCUUGACUUAUGAGCCCUGGGUAGGGGAUGGGGGGGGGGGGGGGUAAAAAAAAAAUCAAAAAAAAAACGUUUCUUCUCAAAAAAAUGGAAUACCUUAAUUUUUUUAUUUCCCCUUCACGAAAUAAUUUUUUGUUUGGUUGUGACAGAAAAGUGUUUUUUUUUUUUUUUUUUUUUUUUGUUUUUUCUCCAAAUACCCCCCGUCUUUGGGUUGGGGGGCGGGGGGGGGGGGGGGGGGGGGGGGGGGGGCGGUACUGCUAUAUAUGGGCUAUAUAGGUAUGUGCCGCUGUGAAGGGCAUGGUUUUCAAGCGGUGUACUCUAGGAUAGGGUAUAUAAAUCAGAGUUUGGGUCUAGAAUAGGGUAUCAUUUUUCAGGAAACUAAUCAGUUGGUUGAAGAUUUUAUCUAGACUAGGGAUUGUGGUAUAAGGUUUUGUUUUGGCUAGAAUGUGCUAGUGACCUCAGUAGUUUCUGGAAAACAGCUACUCUAGAAUAGGGGGGAUUUGGGGAGUUUACUCUUGUAUAGGUUAGCAAAAUUCAACUGAACUAGCUCUGGUAUAGGUUAAUGGUUCCAGGGUCCCAGCGGCACAUCCCCACCCAGAAAUUCCUAAAGUACCCCCCUUCGGGCUUAUGAGAUGGCCUCGACCUAAAGUAAGGUUGACACGUUGUUCAAUUCGCUGUGUAAAUCUAAUUUGUGGAAACAAAUGGUGUUGCUUUAUAUUUCAGGAACUAAUUCCAGAGCUUUACUAUUUGCCUGAGAUGUUUGUUAACUCAAACAACGUAAGUCACAUUUUAAUCUCAUACGUUUUUUUUUCUUUCUUGAUACCCCCCCCCCCCAUUUUCCAAUGAAAGCGUCAAUCUUAGUCUUCAGCGUCAUUAAUGCUAACAAGUUUUACAUGUUUCUUUGAUGACCUGGCAAUUUAUUCCUGCUCGAGAAAAAAAUUCUUAGGUUGAAACGAGGCUUUAUAAUGCUUAAAGUGUCCGACAGAAAAAUUGCUGUUGACCCAGUACUUUGCAUGUCAGUGAUAAACCUGUUUAUCAGGAUUAAAUACAUGUGACGGAAGUUCAGCGCUAAGCCCGUGUCUAUAUGCGAGCUGUAGCCGGGUGUUUGUCAUUAUGCGAUUGCAGCCAGCUGACGCAUUAAACACGAUUGUUAGCAUUUUCUUUUCACCAACAACUAUGGUAAGCUUUAAGUUUGACACAUGGUGUACGACCACUAAACUUAUAGAAGCGAGUGUGGAUACCCUCCAGAAUAAGGAUCUCGAUACCGAGGAAGCCCUACAAUUCCUACGGACUUGCAAAUAAGGACAGAAACACACAUUUUAGGUAAAGAUAACAAACUGGUCGGAGACUAACCAGUUGCCCUUUUGCGAGCAUGACCUUUGAGUUGAGAUUGGGGCUACAGAGAACAACCACUGCUGGCAAUCAGAGAAGGGCUUCAGCCAGGGGAAACCCGAGUUUAAUUCAUGCACCCUUAACCAAUCAUUGGCCAUGCUAUUGUUCAACGGCCAUUAAACGAUUUUUCGUCUUCAAAACUUUCUUUUCGCGUUGUUGUCUGGUUGGUAAAUAAUGCUUGUUUCAGAUUCUUGUUUCAUUUGUAUCGUCAGUUUAAAGACCGCAGAUAGACGAUUAUUAGUAGAAACUUUGAAGAAGAGUUAAGAAGGCUUAUCUUAGCUUUCUGAUUUCAGUUUACGUUUGGUAUUGAUGAUGAUGGAGUGGUGAUUGAUGAUGUAGAGCUUCCUAAAUGGGCGGCGUCACCGGAGGAGUUUGUGAUGCUUCAUAGAGCGGUGAGUGAUAUACAUUUGAGUAAACAUAUUCUGUUUACUGCAAGAUUAUUGCUGUAGUGAGGUCUUUCUCUACAGAUUACCCUCUUGAGACCAAGGACAGUUUGUUACGUUCCUAGCGGUUCUUUUUCCCCGAGAGUGUGGUUGAAUAAAUAUACUGGGGUAGUGGGCAUGCGGUUUUCCAUUUUUUUAACCUUAGCAGCUUCCAUGCCUUGAAACGCAGUUUCCAACACGCCCAGAUGCAUUUUUUGUGAAAUCUGAGAAAAAAAGACUGUUCGAAUCCCUUCUCAAGGCACUCUUCGAUUAGGGAUACCUGUGGUAGAAGCUGACCUAAGAUUCGAUGAGUUUCACUGGGUUGGUGUUGUGUCGAAUUGCACUAUGGGAACGUUUUGGGCGGACGAAUUUGGAUCCAGUCUCCAACGCAACUUCUUAGAAGUGAUAGCGUCAUCAGUGUAGACCCAUGGUGCAAUUCGACGAAAUACUAAUCCAGUCUCAUGCCCAGCCUUGAAACGGCUGGAAAACUGCACACCCAUUCCUCCCCUUACCCAACCUUUUGUCCUAAGUUUGAAGUUAUGGUUAAUAUUGGGGUGAGGGAGGGGUAGGAGGGCAAGUUCCCAGAAUCUUAGACUGAUCCGUCUCUGAAUCUUGGAAUCUGACCGUAGUGUAAUCUGAUUAUCUCGUAGGCGUUGGAAUCCAAGCACGUGUCAGCUCAUCUACACGAAUGGGCCGAUCUGAUUUUUGGAUUUAAACAGAAAGGUGAAACGUCAAAACUCUUGUCCAUUUUUUUUUGGUUUCAACUCAAAGAGUACUCUUUCUCAGCUUUAGAGCUAAAAUUGGACCAGGGAGCAGUAUUAUGUAAAGGCAGCACUCACAAGUUUGUACUGUAAAGCGAGCCCUGGGCCAAAAAAACUAGAGAGAAAGCCUCCGUGGAGUGCAGGGACAAAGUACUAACUUUGGACUAAAGGCCCAUUCUCCCGACUCCAAACAGCAGACUGUUGAUAAAAAAAGUGAAUUCCAUUUCCAAAGAGAGUUUUUGCAAUUUUGUAAUUGAUGAAUACUCCAGGACAACACUCUUCGGCUUCUUCGUUUACUUUUAUACGCCGUUAUAUACGUGUCGCUCCUUGGAGAACUUGACCUGGUGUUCCUGUUUGAUCUAAUCGCCUUUCAAGUAUCGAUGUUCAGUGAAAUUUCGAAAAGUUUGAAGUCAUGCCGAGGAAGUAAAAUGUCGCUUUGUUUUAAAUUGGUCAUCCUAGUCUUGUUGGACAAGCUGAAACCUUACUGUCCUUUUUCUGCAAUAAAAACUGUUUUUGUUGCUCCUACAUCAGGUCCAGAGGCUGUGAAGGCCACCAACGUGUUUUUUCAUUUGACUUACGAAGGCAGUGUGGAUCUGGACUCCAUAGCUGAUCCCGUUAUGAGAGAGGUAACUUCAGCGAAAUUCAAUCUGAAAAAAACGGCAUAUACUUUGAACGCAUAAAGACUGGAAAAUUUUGUUUCAUUGCAGGCUGUGGAGCAACAAAUAAAAAGCUUUGGUCAGACGCCUUCUCAACUGCUUCAUGAACCACAUGUACCAAGAAUUGUCCCAGAAUUCCAGGUAUUGUGUUAACUCUUUCGGAAUGUGAGAUGAAUAUGAAAUGAGUUUUCUCCUGUUGUAAUGAAGCGUUCAGUACAGGCAAUUUUGGAGUAGACUGGAACGAGGCCCCCAGAAUUGUUGCGCGGAAAAGAGUAUUACGUGGGAGCGAGCAACUCUGCCUCGCAUGUGUGCCUCGCUCUCUCGCAUGUAACCUGCUCGUUCCGGCGGCAAUCCUGAGGGAUUACUAGCAGUCUAUUUUUGGAGGGCCUUCGAUCACUAGAAAUCGCUUGGGGUGUGGUGCAGGAGUCAAAGAGGGCAUGGAACGGGGCGGGGAGACCCACUGCACCCAGGUCUUUCAUUCAGCCUUAUUCGCCACUUUAGAAACCAGAAAGAAAGUGGGCCAAGGAAACUUUCGCAAAGACUUAUGGUACUGUUCCCUGGGACAGGGGAUAAAUGGCCAAUAACUGUCCAGCGCCUGCCCAGUAACGGGACUAAUGGCUCCAAUUCCCUUCCCGUUUCUAAAGCGGCGAAUUCGCACUCUUUUGAUCUCAACUUCUACUCUCCCCAAUCUACCUCUGUUUUCAAAAUCAAAUGGCGACUACAGACAGGCAGUACUAAAGCCUGGUUUUCACUAUUGCAUAAGCAUAACAAUAAGGACAUACACACGCGCAAAAUGCAUAUUUGACUCAAUUCUCGAUACCAGCUCCUCUCAACCCGAGGAUAAACAAGAUGGCGGACGAUUCGUCCGCCAUAUUGCUUUUGAUAUGUUCGCAUGAGGUCUGGGUCAAAGUGACAUAUGAUUGGUCCACGGCCUUGUGCUUAUGCUAAUACUUAUGUCAACAUAAAUGUCAACACCGUUUUCACUAGUCAAAGCUACGACAUAAGCAUACGCACAAGCACAAAAAGAACGAACUUGUCCGUUUUUCUUGUGUUUAUGCUUAUACUUGUGUCGACCCAGUUUUCACUUGCUUACACAUGUCCUUGUGCUUAUGCUUAUGCGCUAGUGAAAACCAGGCUUAAUUGUCCGAUUGCUAGAAAAAUACGCAUCAGCACAGGAAAGUAGCAAUUGAAAUAUCGUGGAGGAUAGUGAAGAGAAGGCCCGGCUGUAGACAGUCUCGCCUUGUGCUUCGAUUAAAAAUCGUUGAAGUCGGUUGAUUUGAUAUUGAUUGGUUGAUUCCGCACAAUUGUAAAAUAAUAAGGAGAUUUGGUGCCAGACGUUUACUCUGGGGAUGUAGGAGCUCAUCGAAUACGACAACUCUGAUUAAUAUAGUUUUACAGACAAGUUCUUAGGGUUUAUAGUGAGGCUGGGGAGUUGUUACUCCGCACAGCGGAGGUUGCUGGAAAGAUUUAGACAGCGUAGGUAAUAUCCUCACAAAAAGCAACUUUGCUUUGUUGACUAAACUUCUUGUAUCCAAGAAAGGGCGCACGUUGUGACAGCAAGAGAAACGCUUUACUAUUAAAAUAGUAAAGCUAAAGUCAAAUCUUUCAGCUUCGGCCUUUUUAAAACAUCUACCUUUACGUUUCUAUGCAUCUACUCGCAAUUGCAUGACCAUUUUAUUACCGUCAAGAGUUAAGGUGUUAAUUUUUCUUUCUUUCCUCGUUUGUUGUAGAAUCCUCAGGAAGAAGAGCCGUUCAAAAGUAAGUUGAUUACUGGUUGUAAGCUUUUAGAUUUCUUAUCGCGAUGCAGAUACAAACCCUCGCUAAGUUCGUUACGUGAGUGUGUGUGUUUUUUUGGAUCUCUUUUCUUCUGUAACUCAUUUAGUUGCUGCUUAACUGUAGAUAUCUCUUCUCCUUUAAUUUCUUUAUUAAAACUCGCGCCAUUUUUGCCACUUCUCAGAUUUGAGUAUUCUCAUCUUUCUCUUACCUGUGAGCUAAUCCGAAGGAACUAUAUCCAGGGUGCUCCUUGCAUAUUUCUACGGUACGAGCAUAGACGUUUCCAGUGACUAAGUAAACAUCUGGAAGAAUAUGACUAAUAAUGAACUUCUUUUAGUUAUUUUGGCCUCUUUCUUGAGAAGGGAUCACCAUAGGAUAUGUUCACACGGCGCCGGACGAAUUUUCCACCGGCUGGAAAAUUUGACUGGACACUAAGUUCGUUGGCGGAGGAGGCAGCGUGGCCGAGUGGUUAGAGCGCCGGACUUGUAAUCCGUAGGACCGGAGUUCAAGUCCCGCCCUGACUUCUAGCUGGAUUUGUUCACGGUAGUCCCGAGUUCAAACCCUCGACCAGCCUUGUAGAUAUCCAACUGGUUCGCCUCCUACCAGUCGGGAUUCUUAACGUUGUUUCUUUCCAUUUAAGUUUAUUUGCUUCGUUAUCCUUGAAAAGACACAUAAGGGGAGAUGAUCAAGAAAGAAAGACAAAAAGAGCAGAACAUUUCAAUAUUUUCCCCUAGACUUCUAAAUUUUCACACAAUCAAGGUGGUUCUUUGUGAGCGGAACACCUUAACGCACGAAUUUCCAACCAAUUUGAAAUUCUUUCUGUGCUUAUCCUGUUCACAGACCCUCUAUUUUCUCUUUGGAGAUCGUCGAGCGCGCGUAUGAAAUAAAACCGAGGGGGAUUUAUUGACCGCUGGCUCGCGUGGUCGUUGAUUCUCGAAAAGACAGAAAGCAAGCAACGUCUGUGUACGGGCUAUCCUGUACUGGGUGAACGUAACCACAGAAACCAGAUCAUCACCAUUGGGCACUCACUCGUUAUUUUGUAAAGAGCAUACCUUUUGCACACCCUAUACGGUAUUAGUACUAUAUUGUUAUUCAGGUUCUACCCACUGUAUAUGGAACUCAACACUACGAUGAUCUCUUACCGUCUAAUAUCCUUUCUUCAGGUAUAUAUCUGACUUUUAAAGUCACAGCUGAUGUUCCUGUAACUCAUGUGGCCGCCAACACAGACUCUACCGUCCCCUCCCCUGCCGUAGUGACGAUUAGUUGUAACCAGUGUUUCUCGGUCAACAAGUGGAUUAUGUCAGGUGAGGAAUUUUGUUGGCGCUACCUCUGAAUAAUGGAUAGACUGGUAUUUGAGAGAAUGUUAGCGCAAGUAUCGUACCACGACAGAUUUGCUAUUUACUACAGGGAUUUUUUUAAAAAUCUUCUCCGCUGCAGGGUUAGCCCAAGGGAUAGAGCGCUGACCUACAAAGUGGGACUGGUCACGGGUUCUAUCCCCUGGCCCAGACUAACACUCAAGGCCCGGUUCCUCGAAAGAUGGUUAAGUUUAACCCAGGAUUAAUCCAAAUUUUAAGCAAGGUUUUUGUCAGUUGUAUAAGAAGGUGUAACUUGAGCUUACAAAAUACUGUUGUGCCUUUACUUCGAAAAACAGAAAUGAUAACACAAACUGUUACUCUAAGCAAUGUAUAAGAAGGUAAAUACGAAAAGUGGGACAAAAUUUUAAUCUUGGAUUAGUGCUUAUCGGCCUUUUAGAACGGGGCCCAGGGUUCUAAUUUAACUGAGUAGUGAAGGUACUGAGUUUGCCCUGCAAACGGUCAGAUCUUUUCGUGGCUUGAGUGAACAAAAGUUGAAGAAAGUUAUUUUUUUUCUUUAGGGGACAUGAAGCAAAGUCUUCGUGGUGUUCAAGUAGAGCAGGAUCCGAUGCUAAGUAAGUUUAAGGGGAACUGUCUUGUCCUCAAAGCUUUUUCUUUUGUACAGCUGUUUUAACCGCAAAUGCUCUCUUAAAUUAGCGCCUCCUUUAAAUAUGCGCCCCCAAUCCUCCCGCAAGAAAGAAAAAAUUCCUUGAAUAGAGUGGUUUUCGUUUGAGUGUCGUAAAACCAAAACCAAAGUAAUUACUCUGGCCAAUCACAUAGGACACAGACAAUACACUGAACCAAUCAAAACUCGAAGUAAUUACAUGUGGCUGACGCAAAGCGCGGGAAAAUGCAUGCGAGCGCGUCACAAUUGGCUUUGGUUUUACUUCUGAUUGGAUGAAAAGGUGGCGCGAAUCUUUUAAGCCAAUCGCAUCGUGUAGAAAGUGCAAAACCAAUUACUUUUCGACACUCAAAUGAAAACCGCUCUAUAGGUUAUAGACUGAAGUAGAGCUAAAUAAUUUUAAUACUAGAACUUAGAAAACACAGGACUUUGGAAAAGACCUCACACCGACUGGUGUUUCUCCUUAUAGCUUCGUCCUAGUUUAAAUUUACAGUAAAAAUUCUGUUUCAGUCUCUUUUUAGCGUUCAGCACGUGUGCUAAAAUUCGGUGGCUUACUUGAGAUGUUGGGUUGCCUACGAAGAAAAACAAAACUUGUUGACUUUUAAGCUGUUUUACGGGGUCGCAUUAUCCUAUUGGACCUGCAAUAGAUCAGGCCAUGAGACAAGAAGUCGCUAAAGAGAGCUCUUACUAGCCGGGGUUAGUUACGUCUGCGACCCAGGCUACGAUCGCUUGCGAUAGGUUUCGUUUACGAGAGCUUCUGGCAACCCUAGUGCUUUAACUGUAUUUUGGCUCAUGAUCUUGGAUAAGUUGCUUGUAUUGUAAUGAGGAUGUUGUUUGAUUUUGUUGGCAGUGACACCCACUGGUCGACACAGGCGACAGCUUGGUGAACCGUUGGACCAGUCUGUUACACCUACCGCCUGCUGUUUUGUGGUAACCGCUGAUAACAAGCACAUCAUGGCUUGCGGCUACUGGGAUAACAGCUUCAAGUGCUUUUCGGCGGAUAGUGGUGAGGCUGGUAUUCUUGUUUUUGAUAUACGUAAAAUCAUCUUAUCGAAGGUGUCAUGGAGAGUAGAUUUUUUGUCUUAAGGCCAAGGAUCACGGAGAGGAUAUAUUUCAUUGAAAAUAUAGACCGAGGUAACUUAGCGUUUGCUUGGAAAGUAUCCGGGAGGCCGCUGCUUCUUCUAACAGUGAAGAUAAUAUACGUCUGUCGUUUAAGGAGGGAACCUCAGUGGCUAUAAACACCUGCAGUUGUCAAGACUGAUUAAUUUAUGUCACAUUUUCGGGUAUGAUCCCAGCUCAACCAACUCCUUACGGAAACUGUCAUUGUCGCGACUGCGAGGGAGUAUUAUUGGUAACAUCUGAUUACAAUUAAAGGUGUCCGUGCAACGUAUCCUAGAAAUCCCAUGUUUUCUCCAAUUCAGUUUAAGUACGACCUUACUUUGUUUCGCAGGAAAAUUGACACAGUGCGUGUUCGGUCACUGGGAUGUAGUCACUUGCUUGGCAUACUCACGUCACGUGGGUUUAACUGGAGGAGAUGCGCUUGUGGUUUCGGGAUCACGGGACGCCACCGUGUUAGUUUGGCGUUGGAGUGAGCGGCUUCAGAGAGUCACCGCAUGUUACCGUACGGAGGGUAAGUAGUAGCGUAGAGUUUAACCACUAUGGAGGCAUUGAGUUUCGAUAACUCGAGACACCUUCAAUACACGUACAAAGUGAGUGUGUUUGUCCACCAUCGUUUAUCCAGUUACAGACUGGAGCCCGCAAUCCUUUCUCCAUGUUACUAUUACGCAUGCGCAGCACGUACGUAGCCAGCAUUCGUUUUGACUCUGGACUAGAAUGAAGUGAAAUGUAUAGAAUGCAAUUAGAUCACGCGCGUUUGGACCUCAUGUCUUUUGAAAUCUGAUCACGCGUGUUUUGACCUAUCGCCUGAAACUUACGCAAAACGCAGCGUAAGAGCAAGCAAGCAAUUCAUGUGGAUGAAUCUGACAUGGAACUAUUAAUUUUUAUGUAUAUAUAAGGAAUGCGGUCUAUCGGUUGGCAAGACGGCUGAGACGAUAGUGGAUCAUAAGUUCUUAGUUCUUUGAAACUAAUGUACUUUGAAAACUGGAGCUCUAAUGUAAUCAUCUAAUUCAAUGAAAAUUAGUGUUUACUACGUUUUUUUUCAUAGAAAGUGGGUUACUAUUCCAGAUCCGAGAACUGUCUUUAUUUAAAUUGCGCCUGUUAUAUGCUUAUGUUAAAACUAAUGUAAGUUUGCUUCUUUCCCAAGGAGAUCAUCCUUCCCCUCUGGCCAUUCUUACGGGUCAUGAACAGCCAGUUGUCUGCGUGGAUGUCAGCGCUUCCUUAGGAAUCGUGGUCAGCGGUUCACAGGGUAUGUUGGUAUCAUAGCAACUACAGUAAACAUACUCUGGUAAUUGAUUCGCGCAGGGGUCAUCCGUCCAGGCCAAAAGGUCUCACCCAAGAUCAUAGACCCCCUGUGUCAUUCGUUACUAAGUCUGGUCCAAAAAGCUACACGCUUCACAUUUAGCUGUUCCCGCGGAGCUGGUGUAGUGUGUUAACGUUCUUCUUGUUGGUGUAAAUCUGUCAAUUUUAUUUCUUUUAGAGGGGCCUUGCCUUCUACAUACCACUACAGGAAACCUGUUACGCACCUUGCGAGGGCCUGGGGAGUGCAUCAGACCGAGGUUAUUGAAACUGACCCGUGAUGGUCUGGUGCUAGUUAACUACACUGACGGUACAGGCCAUCUGGCUGUUUUCACAAUAAAUGGCAAGUUACUGAGCGAGAAGAAACUUGACGAUCAGAUGCUGGUACGUAAUGUUCUCAUUAAAAAACGUAGUUUGUUUUCGGUCCUCGGUUUUUCCUUAUUUUAAACGUUCGUGAAAUUCUAAGACAGUUGACAUUUCAAGGGGCUAUGUCGUGCUAUUUGCUAUCUUUUUAAAAAGCUAAAACGGUGGCAUUGAGAAAUUAUUCCUGGCCGUUUGGGUUGUAAGCCCCGGCAUGCCUCGCGUGGUGACCGACAGAUGACCGAUGGUUAUUUGCAGGUCAGUUACGACUAGAAAAAAGUAACUGUGUUUCUGUUUUUCAGACGCUCGCUCUUAAUAAAGAUGGAAAUUUUUUCGCGUCCGGUGGGUUUAGUCGGUACUUACGGAUAUGGAGGACUCAUGAUUUGGCUUUGCUUCAUACCUAUCCACCUUGUGACGGCAGCAUCAGAGCUCUAGCCAUCUCCACUGAUCAGAGGUACGGUGAUUAUAAUGUUAGUGAGGGUUUACAAACAAUUACAGAUCGGUCGUUUUGUCGCUUGCUUCCGCACACGUGUAAUUCCCCGCUCCAGACACUAUAA